Lepisosteus oculatus (spotted gar) is the source of this 3602-nucleotide messenger RNA. Its product is annotated as sphingosine 1-phosphate receptor 1-like. Gene Ontology annotation, cellular component: plasma membrane; cytoplasm. The record is from RefSeq and is a predicted model, not a curated record. Gene Ontology annotation, biological process: regulation of metabolic process; adenylate cyclase-activating G protein-coupled receptor signaling pathway. Lineage: Eukaryota; Metazoa; Chordata; Actinopteri; Semionotiformes; Lepisosteidae. Gene Ontology annotation, molecular function: sphingosine-1-phosphate receptor activity.
GGUUGCCAGCUGAGCCCAAAUCAACCCGGCACCUUUUCUGAGCCCAGACGGAUUAUGGGUUAUCGAAACACGCAGAAAAUGCAUUUUUGUUGACACCAAAGCUUCCGCCGAGGGCAGGGUCCGAACAGCUGAUCAGCGCCGAAGGUUUCGAGCAAAGAGGCCCAGCUGAUCAAUGCAAUGUUCAGGGUUAAUUAAUUCAGGGUGAUCCAAUUCUGGCACCAAUUUUAGGUGCAGUAAAGUGGCUUUUUCGAUGAUGAAGCACUAGAAUCCAUGCGCUCUCUUGUGGUCACAUGACGUAAGGACACCUUACACUUGUGUGCUUUCUCUCAAGUGCAGGGUGGAUUUUUUGAUUUCCUCUACCCACCUACCCACCCUGGAACCCACGUUCUUGGUUCCAUCAUGAGUGGGAUCUAAAAAUAACAAAUCAAAUAAUAAAAAACAGUUCAGGAGCACGUUCCCAAUAAAACACCAUCCCACAGCGAUGGAGAUCACCAAGGCGCCCCCCCGUCAGCUGUUCCGCAUCUUCCGGGAGUACCAGAACAACCACAUCAUCACCCAACACUACAACUACACCGGGAAGCUGGAAGGUGACCGGUACAAGGAUGGACUGAAGCCUGAAGCCAUCGUGUUCCUGGUCAUCUGCCUCUUCAUCGCGCUGGAGAACAUAGUGGUGCUGAUCGCCAUCUGGAAGAACAAGAAGUUCCACAUGCCCAUGUACUACCUGCUGGGCAACCUCACGUUCUCGGACUUCCUGGCUGGCUUCACCUACAUGGUCAACAUCGUGCUGUCCGGGCCCAACACGCUCAAGCUGACGCCCGUCCUGUGGUUCAUCAGGGAAGGGGGAGUCUUCAUCACCCUGGCGGCCUCCAUCAUCAGCCUGCUGGCCAUCGCCAUUGAGCGGCACGUCACCAUGGUCAAGAUGAAGCCCUACCACGGCGCCAAGAAGGGCCGCAUGUUCGCCUUGAUCGGCGCCAGCUGGGUGCUGUCCGUCUUCCUGGGCGUGCUGCCCAUCAUGGGGUGGAACUGCAUCAGCAGCCUGGAGGAGUGCUCCACCGUCCUGCCCCUCUACUCCAAGAGCUACAUCCUCUUCUGCAUCACCAUCUUCACGGCCGUGCUGCUCAGCAUCGUGGUCCUGUACGCCCGCAUCUUCCGCAUCGUCAAGUCCAACACGCAGCGGCUGGGCAGCCUGCGCAAGGGCCUGGCCCGGAAGUCCCAGAAGUACAUGGCCCUGCUCAGGACGGUCACCAUCGUGCUGGGCGUCUUCAUCGCCUGCUGGCUGCCCCUCUUCGUCCUCCUGCUCCUGGACUUCUGCUGUGAGGUCCGGAAGUGUGCCGUCCUCUUCAAGGCCGACUACUUCCUGGGCAUCGCCAUGGUGAACUCCCUGUUCAACCCCAUCAUCUACACGCUCACCAGCAAGGACAUGCGCAAGGCCAUCCUUAAGCUCUUGUGCCGGCACUGCCUCAUAACCAAGGAUGGGCAGGUGAAGAAGUUUGGGAUACCCUUCUUGGAGUGCAGCACCAGCAAGUCGGAGGUGGUCUCCCAUCGGCUGGAAGGCCUGGAGACCACCCUGUCUUCUGGGAAUGUCACCCCUUCUACAAUCAAAGCCUUGUACCCCAGGAUUUUAAAGUCCUGAAUCCGAUAUCGAUUGACCCAUCAACGCUCAGGCUGUUGCGGGCUGUCAGUUUUAGACUUAAUAGCUGACACAGUAGCAGCACUGUUCUGUGAUACAGUGCAGAUCCAGCAGAAAGCAGAAACAUUGCUUUAGGACAGGUGUUUGCACGACAGCACUUGAUCUCGGAGGUAGCAUUUAUUGUAAUGUCAGCAUGAAACCCCAAAAAUCUCCAGUCGCAUUACUGUGUGACUAAGGAACUUCUUGGGCCCCACAGAUAAGUGGAUGCAACUGUAUCAAGAGAACAGAAACUCCUUCUUUCUCUAACUGUGAAAAUGAGUCUCACCAAGCUUGCGUAGUCCCACGUGCACCCAGAUCGCACAAUGAUUAAUGUCUGAAAAACGGACGUAUAAUAACUUGCACUGAUAAUCGCCGUGGGGGAAAGUCUCACAGUAACUCUGGUCCUGGCAGUUACAAAACGACAGGACUUCAGCUGUCCUUCCAGAGUAAGGGAUUGCUUGGCAUCACUAGUGUCAGCUUUACAGAGGCCCGAGGGUGGAGUGUCUGGGGUCUGUGGGGGAACUCCAGCUGUAAUAUGCGAGUACCACCAGUCUGACAGCCCAGCAGGAGUGGCCUGCCUUGUGUACAGGGAGCUGCAGUCUCGCAGGUAUUUUUCUUAGGGACUGAUCAUUAACACUUUUUAAUAACUUGGACGAAAUGGAAGUGCCGGAUCAAUCUCAGCAGGGAGUGAGCUGCGCGACUUCAGCAGUAGCCAGCUCUGGUCCUGAAGGGCUGAUCGAACUUUCCUUCCAACCUGGCACUAAACUGCUUCAUCGAACGAAUUCAGGUUUGUGACUGUGCCCUUUAGAAGUUGACCGAGAUUUUACAAGGACAAGAAGAAACAAAAUGAGAGAAAUUAUUCAGCACUGUACCUUGGUUUUUUUUAAAUAAGGAAAUUCCUGGUAACAAUUUGGCCUCUUUCUUAUAAAAUGUAUUAAGUUAAGAAAUAGCUUCUCUUAAGUCACGAGUAGAGAUAAAUUUGAAGGGUGUUAAGGAGGGUGACUGAUCCCCAGUACACUAUCUUACACAUUUCACACAGAAGCACUUAUAAGCAAGGACAAAUUCAGUCUGAAUUUCUUUUAAAGCACUUUUAAGACUAAAUUGCUCUGGGAUGGAAAGUGUUUUUUCAGGGUUCCAAGAUCAGACAGGUUGGAGCAUCUCUCAUCCCACCAGGAAUAUACUGAUGGCCUUUGCUCAACCUUGUUGAGAGCAUAGCCGUUUGCUGGCAAGAUGAAAUGCCAUCCGUGAAAAUGCAUUGUUCACGAAUUCAAGAUCAAACCUUCUGUUUUUUUUUUAAACCUAGCUUCUGCUGAAGAGUUCUAGCCCCAUAGGAUAGAAGAGAAGAUAAAUGCGCUUCGAUCACUGAAACCACAUCCUUCCUGUGACCGAGAAAUAAACCAACAGGCACUGCCAAGCUAUUCAGAGGGGAAUGCACACUGGGACGUCUCUCUUCUUCUUCAGGGGGGUCUCUGUGGCCCAGGGCAGUCAGUAAACCCAAAACACAUCCUCUGGCCAGACAGUGAGACAGCGAAGCUUAUAUUUCUGCUACCCACGGCCACGCCCAGGCCAGCACACUAACUUGGUUAAUUCCGGAUACAUUACCAUUAUGCCUUUUUCAUUGCAAUAAAAAGUACAUUUCUAAAAAAAUAAAGUGGUGCUACUACCAUGACAAUGAAAACUGCCAAUAGUUAAAUCCUUUCCAGAAAUUCAAACUUAUCUUAAAAUCGCAUACUUGCACAAAUGCAAUUUUAUAAUAGAAUUAAAAACUGUAUUUUCAGCUUACUUGUGUGUAGGUUUUUAAAUGUCAGUUCCUUCUCGGUUGCUAGUGUACCAAAGUAAUUUCUCAGUUAAAAUAUGCUGUUUAUAAAAAUAUUUUCCAGAUCUUAAUCAUGAUAAAUUAAUACUGUAUGUCUGAGUUGUGAAAAAGACAUUU